AUGGGAUCGACACCCGGAAGCCCCGGGCAUGAAUUGCGGCCCCUUGGGCAUCCUUCCCCUGGGGCGUACUCGGCCGGCGUGUCGUCGACACCAUCUCCAGCCUGUCCACGGGGGGAAGAUGUGCAGAUCCUGUCAGACGAGAACGCUUUAGACUCGACAUCUUCAGCACAGCUGGAUCUCCACCGAGAUGUGCCGACUUCAGACUCGUUCUUCCAGAAGAUCCUAUUCGACGGCACAGGAGUAGAUGCGGGGGUUACGCUGAUCCUUAGCCAACAAUAUCCACUGGAGCUGCCGACCUUGCAAGGAAGUUGA
Aspergillus wentii DTO 134E9 is the source of this 312-nucleotide messenger RNA. RefSeq lists its product as uncharacterized. The transcript has a single exon. The record is from RefSeq and is a predicted model, not a curated record. Bases 1 to 312 code for a protein of 103 amino acids. NCBI's taxonomy places the organism in Eukaryota, Fungi, Ascomycota, Eurotiomycetes, Eurotiales, Aspergillaceae.